Molecule: messenger RNA, 2332 nt
Organism: Phacochoerus africanus (Common warthog)
Lineage: Eukaryota; Metazoa; Chordata; Mammalia; Artiodactyla; Suidae
Gene: IGSF8
Product: immunoglobulin superfamily member 8
Exons: 7
Coding region: 226-2058 (610 amino acids)
Source: RefSeq, a predicted model, not a curated record
UUUCCAGUUGCAGAGGCUGGAGGCAAAGCAGUAGGAGGAGGAAGGGCAGGGGGAGGAGGGAAAAAGGAGGGGCCUAGGCUGCUCCCGCUCCGCUCCGCUCAGCUCCGCGCACCCACGCCUCGCUGCUCCGCUUGGUGCCCCUCACCCGGGCAUGCGCCCCCUGAGCCCCCGGCCACCCAGAACCCGAGCCGCCCCCCAGAGCCUCCCCAGAGCUCGUUGCGCAGGAUGGGCGCCCUCGGUCCCAAGCCGCCGCCGCCGCCGCUGCUGCUGCUAAUGCUGGGAGUCGGGUGCUGUGCCCGGGAGGUGCUGGUCCCUGAGGGGCCCCUGUACCGCGUGGCUGGCACAGCCAUCUCCAUCCCCUGCAAUGUCAGUGGCUAUGACGGUCCUGCCCAGCAGGAUUUCGAGUGGUUCCUGUACAGGCCCGAGGCCCCAGAGGCUGCCCUGGGCAUUGUCAGUACCCGGGAUGCCGGGUUCUCCUACGCUGUCUUUGGGCCCCGAGUGGCAGCUGGUGAGGUGCAUGUGCAGCGUCUGCAGGGUGAUGCCGUGGUGCUCAAGAUUGCCCGCCUGCAGGCCCAGGAUGCUGGCAUUUACGAGUGCUACACACCCUCCACUGAUGCCCGCUACCUGGGCAGCUACAGUGGCAAAGUGGAACUGAGAGUUCUUCCAGAUCUGCUGCAGGUGUCUGCUACCCCCCCAGGGCCCCGAGGCCGCCAGGCCCCGGUUUCACCCCCUCGCCUGACGGUGCACGAGGGGCAGGAGCUGGCCCUGGGCUGCCUGGCGCGGACGAGCACGCAGAAGCACACACACCUGGCUGUGUCCUUUGGGCGAGCGGUGCCCGAGGUGCCGGUGGGGCGAGCGACCCUGCAGGAAGUGGUGGGACUCCGGCCUGACCUGGCUGUGGAGGCCGGAGCUCACUAUGCCGAGCGGCUGGCGGCAGGGGAGCUGCGGCUGGGCAAGGAGGGGACUGAGCGGUACCGCAUGGUGGUGGGGGGCGCCCAGGCGGAGGACGCGGGCACCUACCACUGCACUGCCACCGAGUGGAUUCAGGAUCCCGAUGGCAGCUGGGCCCAGAUCGCGGAGAAGAGGGCUGUCCUGGCCCACGUGGACGUGCAGACACUGUCCAGCCAGCUGGCAGUGACAGUGGGGCCUGGUGAACGUCGGAUUGGCCCAGGGGAGCCCUUGGAGCUGCUGUGCAACGUGUCAGGGGCCCUGCCCCCACCAGGCCAGCAUGCCGCUUACUCCGUGGGUUGGGAAAUGGCACCUGCAGGGGCACCUGGGCCUGGCCGCCUGGUUGCCCAGCUGGACACAGAGGGCGUGGGCAGCCUGGGCCCUGGCUACGAGGGCCGGCACAUUGCCAUGGAGAAGGUGGCUUCGAGAACCUAUCGGCUACGGUUGGAGGCUGCCCGGCCAGGGGAUGCGGGCACCUACCGCUGCCUUGCCAAGGCCUAUGUCCGUGGGUCUGGGGCCCGGCUUCGUGAAGCAGCCAGUGCCCGCUCCCGACCCCUCCCUGUGCACGUGCGAGAGGAAGGUGUGGUGCUGGAGGCUGUGGCCUGGCUGGCAGGAGGCACAGUGUACCGUGGGGAGACAGCCUCCUUACUCUGCAACAUCUCUGUGCGGGGCGGCCCCCCCGGGCUGCGGUUGGCUGCCAGCUGGUGGGUGGAGCGGCCAGAGGAGGGGGAACUGAGCUCUGGCCAUGCUCAGCUGGUGGGUGGCGUGGGCAAGGACGGUGUGGCAGAGCUGGGUGUCCGGCCCGGGGGAGGCCCUGUCAGCGUGGAGCUGGUGGGGCCCCGAAGCCAUCGGCUGAGACUGCACAGCUUGGAGCCUGAGGACGAAGGCGUGUACCACUGUGCCCCCAGCGCCUGGGUGCAGCACGCGGACUACAGCUGGUACCAGGCGGGCAGCGCCCGCUCGGGGCCUGUCACAGUCUACCCCUACACACACGCCUUGGACACCCUGUUUGUGCCCCUGCUGGUGGGUGCAGGGGUUGCCCUAGUCAUCGGCGCCACCAUCCUUGGCACUAUCACCUGCUGCUUCAUGAAGAGGCUGCGGAAACGGUGAUCCCCCGUUCCCCAGGUGUGACUGUCUUCCAGCCCAGCUGCCAGCCCACCUCUGGUACCUGGAGACCCUCUCCCUCUGCCUGCACUGCCUUUAAUUUAUUUGACUCACUCCCCACCAGAGUGGGGGACGUGGCCCCCCUUCCCCACUCCUUCCGUCCCCACCUCCUCCCUCUGUCUGGCCUUCCAUUCUCGAUCCCACACCGAGCCCCAAAAGGAGGCCAUUCCCUGUCCCAGAAUGAGUUUUUCUAAAAUGUGAAUAAACUUGUUUUAUAAAA